CGAAGGCCUGGGAAAGAAAGAGCCCGCAAUCCUCACUAACAACAACAAAAAUAUCGUUUUCAUGUCUGAUGCUCCAUCCGCGUAGCUUCAAAAAGAAAGAACAUAUAUUUUAAAGGUUACUAAACCCUCGAUGACCAAAUGGUUUGUGACAAAUGCCAGAAAAAGUUAGGAAAAGUGAUUACUCCGGAUCCAUGGAAAAGUGGGGCGAGAAAUAAUACUGAAGGGGGAGGAAGAAAAGUUGGAGAAAAUAAACUUUUAACCCAGAAGAAAAACAGGUUCAACCCUUAUGCAGAAUUUAAGAAAUGCAGGAUAUGCAAGGACACAGUUCACCAAGCUCACUCAAACUACUGUCAAGGAUGUGCAUAUAAGAAAGGCAUUUGUGCAAUGUGUGGUAAGAAGAUAUUGGACACUUCAUCAUAUCGACAGUCGUCAGCUUAGAUACAUAGUUACUAAGCAGGCAGCUUUGAACGCUGGUGACAGAAGACAUUUAUCAUGGAAGGAAGCACAUGAGCUCUCUGGGAGUGAAAGGGAGGCAUUUAACACACACAUAUCCACCAUUUUAUUCUCUCAUGGCUGAAAAAAUCUUCUUUACUUUCUAGUAAGUGACUUGGUUAUAACCAAACAUAUUUGCAUGGAGUUUUAUUGGCAAGUUCUGUUCAGAGCGAGGUUUGGUAGCAUAUCAUAGUCAUUGUAAAACAGAAAACCUUAGCUGUAUUGUGGUACACAUUUUUCCCAUCUUCCAAUAUUAUUCAUUUUGAGUAUAAAAUUGCUCAGUCUUGUGAAUCCCUAUUUGCAUGCUAGCCUGACCACAAAGCAAUAGAAAUACCCUGAAAAAUAAUAAAAACUAGAAGUAUCUUCAAGAUAGUGAAGUGCUCGGAGAUUGGAUUGUGAGAUCACGGGCUCUAGGAUAAUUUUACUCCAAAGUAUUGUGUAAUGCCUUGUUAGUGUUUAAUAAACUACGCAUUUCCUUCCUCUA
Messenger RNA from Nematostella vectensis (starlet sea anemone), 976 nucleotides. RefSeq names its product cysteine-rich PDZ-binding protein. Gene Ontology annotation, molecular function: microtubule binding; PDZ domain binding. The record is from RefSeq and is a predicted model, not a curated record. Lineage: Eukaryota; Metazoa; Cnidaria; Anthozoa; Actiniaria; Edwardsiidae. Bases 139 to 438 code for a protein of 99 amino acids. The transcript has 6 exons. Gene Ontology annotation, biological process: cytoplasmic microtubule organization. Gene Ontology annotation, cellular component: dendrite.